UGUUGUGUGGGUAGGCGCUAACGUGCAGCAUGGCGAACGAUGGAGAAAGUAAGAGUGCAGCAGCUGACAUCAGUGGCGGACAGGGCGCGACAGAGAACACGGAAGCAAGCCUCUGGCUCACUCGCAUGCUGCUCAAUGUUAGCAUUUUAGCGCUCUUGGUAGCUGUCUGUUACGGGCUUUACCGGCGGUGGGGAAAGCGGCUCGGCGCUGACGCGGCCCAGGGGAGCGAGGCCUUGUGUCUGCCCAAGAUGAGGAGACGUGACUUCACUCUGGAGCAGCUGGCCGAGUACGACGGGGCGCGGAAUCCGCGCAUUUUAAUAGCCGUUAACAUGAAGGUCUUCGAUGUCACCAGUGGCAAGAAGUUCUACGGCCCAGAUGGACCCUAUGGGAUUUUUGCUGGCAGGGAUGCCUCCAGGGGCCUGGCCACCUUUUGUCUCGAGAAGGAUGCUCUGAGGGAUGAGUACGAUGACUUGUCGGACCUGAACGCUGUGCAGAUGGAAAGCGUGCGGGAGUGGGAGAUGCAGUUCAUGGAGAAGUACGACUACGUAGGCCGGCUGCUGAAACCAGGGGACGAACCGUCUGAGUAUACGGAUGAGGAGGACAUCAAGGAUCACGUGAAGCACGACUAAACGGCACACAUGACCAAAGUUCGGACCUGUGACAGCUGCAGCCGCCUGGGGGCCUCCACGCCUUGCUCCACGUCCCCGUCUUCCUUGCCCUCCACUUGUCCUCUCCUCCUGGGCGGCUCCGCAGUGACCGUGCGCCGCCAGAUUGCAUCUAGGCCUCGAGUCGCGCUCCCGUGGCGCACGCGUGCACCGAUGCUCGGGGCUCAUUGGGGUUUCAGUGAUUCACUAUGUCUGCUUUUUUUUAUUCAGUAGCUUUUCCUUCAUGUGUCAGUUACGUGUCAUGUCAUGGAAUGCCAUGGAAGCGUUCACACAGUUCCUAGGCGGUAGGUGAGUUACUGGGAGAUGGUUCUGCACUUUGGGACCCUGGGCAGGGCUUGGGAUGGGGUGGAUGGGGGGCUGGGGAGGGCUGGGCAUUUUUCCUCUCGUUUGCAUACACUUCACACACGUGUAACACCCGCGUUUAAUUUGCAGCACUUCUCAGUAGUCUAUACUGUGACCAUCGUGUCUGGAUGGACCUCCUUGGGGCCUCUGCCACUGGGUGUCUUUUAUCUGCGUGUGUUUGUUUGUGUGUGUGUGUGUGUGUGUGUGUCGUAUGCACGUCCAGUGUCUCGAUUCAUCACGGCGCCGUUCCUCCCAUCCAGGUCGACAGUCCCUGACACUCGUUGCUUCAGAGUCUCUUGCGCAGAGUUGCGCGUCGGAGGGAAGGAAGGUCACGUGUGUACCGUUGGCGAAGAGGUGUUACUUUGGCAGUUCCGCAUCAACUGUUUACAUGCAAUACAUCAGCUGGAAGUCUGUAUCCCCAAAAUGGUAUUAAUUGUGCCUUAUUUCAGUUGUUUUCUACUGAACCGGAAUCGGUCACAGCAAAUAAGUUUGCUUCCCUGUAAUAUGCUUGCUGGGAAGGGUCGUUCCUCAACCGCGGUUCAGGCUCGCCCUGCUCUCGUCCAUCUCUAAUGCUCAGUGAAUAUUCCUGACACCACUUUGUAUGUAGACGUUUCAAACUGCGUUCAGUGUUACUGCCAUAUUUAUGUAGUUGAUGGAAUCCAUUCUACUGUGUUGCAUCGGCCAAAAAUCCAACACUUGAUGUACUUUUCCUUUUUUAAGCUUUGUUUUUGUUGCAAGUUAUUUUAAAAGUGUGGGGAUGCCAGAGUGGUGUAUUGAAGUGGUGUGCAGAGAGGCCUGGGAACCUGUAAAUAAGUGUACCAUUUUAUUAAAGCAUGUACAACAGCCAUGGGCUAUGCUGAAUUCCAACUCCAUGUAUUUAUAUAUCCGUGUGUGUGUGCGUGUGUGAGAGAAAGAGAGCACGUGUGUGUCUCUCUCAAACUAAGGGACGUGAACAGUAAUAGUCUGGUUAAGAACAGUUUUGUUGGUUUGAUAUUUAGUUUAGCGGGAAUGUCUCUCGAUGUUCUUAGCAUUCAGGUAUCACUUCUCUUUUCCACAGCCAUCGAGUUUUUUUUUUUUUUUUUUUUUUUUUUUGCGUUUUGCUUACUGCCGUGGGGCCUGCUCUGACACACAGGCACUAGGUUACCGUGGUGUCCUUCACCGUUUUCCACUCUGAUUGUUGCUCAUUCUGGGGGAAAGAACAAAACCAAAAUUACACUCAUUGUAGGUGGUGGUGGAUCUCCACAUACUGUUCUUCUAGACAUGCACCUGUGGUGACUUGCUACUCGGACACAAAUGAGUGUGUUGAAAUCAUAACAGUCGAUAGUGACCGGCUGAAACGGAGGAAAAAAACUUGGAAAUCGUUUAUAUUUUGUGUGUUUUUGAUGGUUUUUCUGUACAUCACUGGUCUGGAAGGUGAGUAACGGUCUUAACAUUGUGGUCUAGGGUUGCUGGGUUUUACUUUCUUCUGCCUUGCCUUUGUUCCUUCAUUUUAUUCUGAAUCUCAUUUGAAAACAGCUUCUUCCUAAAAUUAGCAGUCAGUCUACAAUUGCCUGGGUUGUGUCAACACUGCUGUGGCCAUCAGCCAUUUUUGCUCUGUAGAACAUUAUUUAUAGUUUUACAUAUUGUGGAAGCUGCCCAGUCUAGCUGUAAUGGUCCUGAUGAAUUUGUAACUGUUUGGUGUUUUUGUCUCUUACUAUACAUGUUUAACAUCUUUUUAGGUUUUGUGCCCAAAACUGAAGUUGAAUGAAUAGAUGUUCAGACAAACUGCGUAUCAGAAUGCCUUGAGGUUGCAAUAAAGAACUGUUAAUAAAAA
Messenger RNA from Scleropages formosus (Asian bonytongue), 2820 nucleotides. RefSeq names its product progesterone receptor membrane component 2 (gene pgrmc2). Bases 30 to 629 code for a protein of 199 amino acids. The record is from RefSeq and is a predicted model, not a curated record. NCBI's taxonomy places the organism in Eukaryota, Metazoa, Chordata, Actinopteri, Osteoglossiformes, Osteoglossidae. The transcript is spliced from 3 exons. Gene Ontology annotation, cellular component: endoplasmic reticulum; membrane; endomembrane system.